Molecule: messenger RNA, 348 nt
Organism: Drepanopeziza brunnea f. sp. 'multigermtubi' MB_m1
Lineage: Eukaryota; Fungi; Ascomycota; Leotiomycetes; Helotiales; Drepanopezizaceae
Source: RefSeq, a predicted model, not a curated record
AUGCUCGAGCAAGAUCCGCGUGUGCUUACGAGCAAGACAAAGACUUAUAUAGCUUUUAACACCGAAGGCGAGACCGUUUACUGCUACCUUACGGAAAAACUUAAUAGCUUGGUUCUUAUACUCUUCGUUUUUAAGACUUUAUUAAAGCUGACGGAACAAGAUCGAUCUGCCGCGUCUAUUCAAGAGCGUACUGCUGCUAUUAACAAAGCUAUAAAAGAAGUACGAAAAUGCUACGUUGCGAAGCAAGUUAAGGACGCGCUUAAGAAGAAGAAUGGCCCAAUUACAGAGCAUAUUCUAAACCUUUCUAUUAGUUCACGAGUACUCGUAUGGCGAGAAAACCAAAAGUAA